This is a messenger RNA of Mercenaria mercenaria, 647 nucleotides long. RefSeq lists its product as uncharacterized. The coding region runs from base 1 to 624 and encodes 207 amino acids. Lineage: Eukaryota; Metazoa; Mollusca; Bivalvia; Venerida; Veneridae. The transcript is spliced from 7 exons. The record is from RefSeq and is a predicted model, not a curated record.
AUGACGAACGGGCGGCAUUCCAGAGGUCAAUGGAGGAAACAACAGAACAGCCCUAAGAAGAAAGUGAGAAUACAGAAACGAAAUAUCUUUCCAAUGCAGGAAUUAUUAUAUGAAAGUAAAACUGACGAACGGGCGGCAUUUCAGGAGUCAUUGGAGAAAACAGGACAACUCAAGAGAGAAAAUAAGAUUACAGAAACUGAAAGACGUGAUGAAUCAGGUGCUUCAGGGGAAGAAAAAGGGACAGUUGAAACAAUUGGUAAUCUUAAGAUCAUUUCUUCCAAUGAUAGUGACUCCACUGAAGAAAACUUCGAUGACGUAAAACUGCCGGGGAGUGAUAACCAGGAAGAUUUUGAGAUACAAUUAGGAGAGACGGAAUUGCAAAAGCACAAACACCAAAGCAGCAAAACUGUAAAUGAAAAAGCUAUAACGUCUAGCAAAUCUGCUGUGAAGGAAGUGAAUAGACGUGACGAAUCAGGAGCUUCAGAGGAAAAAAACAAGCACGUCGAAAAGAUUGGUAAUCUUCAGACCAUUUCUUUCAAAGAUUCUGACUCCUCUAUAGAAAACAUCGAUGACGUUGAACCGCAGAGUGAUAACCAGGAAGAUUCUGUAAGACAACAUGCUUGAAGUACUUUCAAAAUGAUUUUUUU